Molecule: messenger RNA, 2665 nt
Organism: Copidosoma floridanum
Lineage: Eukaryota; Metazoa; Arthropoda; Insecta; Hymenoptera; Encyrtidae
Gene: Noc2
Product: Nucleolar complex protein 2
Biological process (GO): ribosomal large subunit biogenesis; negative regulation of transcription by RNA polymerase II
Cellular component (GO): nucleolus; Noc1p-Noc2p complex; Noc2p-Noc3p complex
Molecular function (GO): histone binding; transcription corepressor activity
Source: RefSeq, a predicted model, not a curated record
CACCAUGUGUUUGGGUGUAUAACCUGUAAAAAGAGUGCGCCCGCCUGCCUUUUGGAGCAAGAAAAAAAAAGUGAUAGGUAUUAACUACUUUCAAGUAUUUCAAAGCCAAGUGUCAAAAUGAGAUUGAAAAAAGGCAAAAGAAUUGAAAAAAUGGCCAAGCAGCACGUAGCAAGAAAAAAGAAAAAGAAGAAUUUGGCCGACGUGACGACGGACGACUUUUUCGAGCAGGACUUUGAAAAUAUGGACCUCAGCGAUGACGAGGAGGUCGAUGAUGCUGAAGAUGAAGAAGAAGAAUCCGAAAAUGUGCAGUCUAAAGACAAAAAGAAGCAGCUUGUGAAAAAAGUGAAAAAGUCAAAGAUCAAUGCUGAAAGUAAACAGGACGAGUCGAUGGAAGUAGAUCAAAAGCCAUCAACGUCGGCAAAGAAACCUGACGAGAAUAAAAAAACUAAAAAGCCAGUCAAAAGAGCCAAAACAAAACCAGAUACAGAAGUCGAUUCUGACAGCAGUGACCCAGAGGAUGACGCAGUAGCACACAGAAAGUCCCUUAUGAAUUUGAAAGAAACAGAUCCAGAAUUUUUCAAUUACCUAAAACAGAACGAUGCGAAGCUCCUCGAUUUCAAUGCCGACGAUGAUGUGGCCUCAUCGGCAGAUGAAAGUGAAUCGAGGCAUAUUCCAACAAUCGAAGACUUGGAGAUAGCCAGCGAUGAGUCAGAUUUUGAACCAGAUGAUGCCGAAAAGACAGAUCAUUCGGGAUCCACGAUUAAGGUGACAUUGCAGUUGAUCAAGACCUGGCAGCAAGAAAUACAAACAGAUAAAUCUGUCAAAACUAUUAAAAACGUGGUCGAAGCAUUUCACGCUGCUUUGGAAACUGUGAGUGACGUCGAGAUUCAAACUACAAAGUACAGGGUUGAAGGAGGUGCAAUUUUCAAUGGCAUUGUUCAACUAUGUGUCAUGCAGUUAUCAGAAGCUCUUAAACAGUUCUUGAAGGUUGGCGACAAGCCUAAGUUUGAAGCACACAAACUCAAGAGGUUUCCAAAAGUUAAGAGUGUCAUCAAGUCCUAUUUAGUCGAUCUUACCAAAAUUCUUGAAAGCAUUUCAUCAGCCAAUAUCGUUACAACGCUGCUAAAACACCUGCAUCAAAUGCUACCUUUUUCCCUCUCAUUUUCUUCGCUACGUAAACCACUCUUACGUAUUUUAAUAAAGUAUUGGUCCACCGGUGAAGAGGAAGUCAUAAGAGUUGUAGCUUUCCUGUGUAUUGUAAAAAUAUCACUGACCAACAGUGCGAUUUUCAACAGUUUGCUCAAAACAAUGUACAUGAAAUACGUCGAGAAUGCAAGGUUCGUUUCGCCCAACACUUUAGCUGGGAUCAAUUUCAUGCGUCGUUCCCUCGUAGAGUUGUAUCUGCUAAACACCGAUUAUUCCUACACCCACGCCUUUAUGUAUGUUCGUCAGCUAGCUAUUCACUUGAGGAACGCCUUGACGUUAAAGAAAAAGGAACACUUUCAAACGGUAUAUAACUGGCAGUACAUCAAUUCGUUGUGGUUCUGGUCAGAACUGAUUGCCUUAUCCAAAAGCGAGUCGUUACUGCGUAAUUUGCUCUACCCUCUCGUUCAAAUCACCAUUGGAGUGGUUAAUUUGAUACCAACCAUGCAAUACUAUCCUUUGAGAUUCCAUUGCGUUAAAAUGCUCAUCAAUAUGUCACGAGAAACAGGAGUGUUCAUUCCAUCCAUACCACUUGUGAUAGAGUUGUUGGACAAGUACGAUUUCAACAAGAGGCAUAAAGCUGUUGCCAUGAAACCACUGUCUCUCAUGUGCAUGUUGAGGGUGUCCAAAAGUCAGUCGCGAGAAAACGUGUACAAGGACGCUCUGAUAGAAAACAUAUAUGAAAUUACACUGGAAAAUGCAGCGAAAGACAGCUCUGCAAUAUAUUUCCCAGACCAGUACGUUUUCGCAGUUUUAGAGUUGAAAGGAUUCCUUAAAAAGUGUAAAGUAGCAAACUAUUGUCGCAAAAUGAAGCAGCUGCUCGAGAAGAUCGAGGAGAAUCGCAAGUUCAUCAUAACCGAGCGCUCGAAGCGCACCUUCGAUCUGUUCAAUUUGAAGGAGAUCGAUGCCUGGGAGAGCGAGAUCAAAGCGAAGGGCACCCCGCUGAACAAAUUUUACGAGGCGUGGCUCAAGGUGCACGAGGUGCAAAAGAUGAAAAUGUUGACGCAGAACGACGAGAUCGCCGCGGAGAUGCACGUGCCGCCCGCCAAGAAACCGAAGCGCGGAAAGCCGAGACCGAGCGACAGCGACGAGGACAGCGAUCUAGAGAUUCCGGUCGAGGAGAUGGAAAAGAGGCUGAAAAAAUCGGCGGCCAAGAAGGCCAAGAAAACGCCGCAGAAGUCGAAGAAUCAGGUCGAGAGCGAGGACAACGACGACGACGUUAUGGACGUUGUGCAGGACAUCAAGGACUGGGACUGAGUUCUUCGCACCCAAAAGCUCGUCCUAGCUUUGUACGGGCUGGAGAACGUAUGCCGUCUGAGCUGUAAAUUUGAAUGUUCAUAUACAUUUGGCAAUGUACACCGUUUGCUGCGGUCACAACAACCGUCAGCCCAUUUUUUUCCAUUUCUCCUACUCUAUCAUUCGUAUUUUUAUGCUCCCGUUCAUCAGCUGAGCGCAAAUGUAC